This is a messenger RNA of Staurois parvus, 486 nucleotides long. NCBI's taxonomy places the organism in Eukaryota, Metazoa, Chordata, Amphibia, Anura, Ranidae. The record is from the annotation of a GenBank genome assembly.
AUGAAGAUAAAGCACACGUGGACCCCCGGAGCAUUGAUGUAUUAUGGUAGAGCAGAGAUUCCAGCUUCUGAUCACAGACCUGUGCUAGCGAUUGUGGAAGUGGAAGUUCAGGAGGUCGAUGUAAAUUCCAGAGACAGAGUAUUUCAGGAAAUAUCCUCUUCUCAGGGACCUCUAGAUGCCACUGUGGAGGUUCACAUUGACUCACCAACACCUGAGGACAAAGCAGAGUUCCCUGAAGACGUUAGUACAGAGCUUGUACAGACAUUUCAGAGUUACGGCACUGUUAUACUUGUACGGGUGAUUGGGGGACAAAUGAUGAUCACAUUUGCAGACAGCAGGACAGCUUUAAGUGUUCUUGAUCUUGAUGGUUUAAAGGUGAAUGGCAAAACAGUAAAAAUAAGGCCAAAGACAGAAGAUUGGUUGCAGGGUCUGCAGGAAGAAAUUGCUCGGAAUAGAGACAGUGUAGUAUUAUUGUCACCCAAUGCC